AUGGAGGUACCAGGCUUGGCGCGCAACAUCAGCAGCCCGCUGAGCCCCUGCGAGGGGUCGGGGAUGAUCAAGGACCUGAGCCUGGACACCAUACAGCUUUGCGAGCGAGACGGAAGUAAAUCCCAGGAUGGCGCCAUCUCUGACAUGGAGGAUCUGCCUGUCCCUCAGAACAUUAAGAUCAGCAACAUCACCUGCGACUCUUUUAAGAUCUGCUGGGAAAUGGAGCAGCAUGGCAAAGAGCGUAUAACGCACUACUUUAUUGACUUGAAUAAGAAGGAGAACAAAAACUCCAACAAAUUCAAACACAAGGAUGUGCCGACCAAGCUGGUGGCCAAGGCGGUGCCCCUACCCAUGACUGUGCGGGGCCACUGGUUCCUUAGCCCACGCACUGAGUACACGGUGGCAGUGCAAAUGGCGUCCAAACAGCCCGACGGGGACUACGCUGUCUCAGAUUGGAGCGAAAUCAUUGAGUUCUGCACUGCUGAUUAUUCCACGGUUCAUCUCAACCAGCUCCUAGCGAAGGCCGAAGUGAUAUCUGGCCGGAUGCUGCGGUUCUCCGUCUUCUACCGCAACCAGAAUAAGGAAUACUUUGACCACGCCAGGGAGGAGCAGGGAAACCGGAUGCUUCCUUCGGUGAAGGACAACAGCGGUAGCCACGGUUCUCCCAUUAGUGGCAAACUGGAGGGUCUCUUCUUCAGCUGCAACACCGAGUUCAACACAGGCAAGACCCCUCAGGACUCCCCGUACGGCCGCUACCGCUUCGAGGUCAAUGCAGACGCCCUGUUCAACCCCGACACCAAUCUCUACUUUGGGGACUUCUACUGCAUGUACACGGCCUACCAUUAUGUUAUCCUGGUGCUGGCGCCCAAGGGCUCUCGGGGAGACGAUUUUUGCAAGCAGAGGCUGCCAGCCCUCGACAUCACUGACAACCGAUUCCUCACCUGCCAACGAGAGGGCGGCGAUGAGGGCAGUCUGGUGUUCCGUCACGCCCAGGACGUCAUUCUGGAGGUCAUCUACACGGAGCCCGUGGACCUGGCAUUGGGCACGGUGGGCGAGAUCAGUGGGCACCAGCUCAUGAGUCUGUCAACAGUCAACGCCAAGAAGGACCCAAGCUGCAAGACCUGCAACAUCAGUGUGGGCCGCUAA
This is a messenger RNA of Nerophis lumbriciformis (worm pipefish), 1146 nucleotides long. The record is from RefSeq and is a predicted model, not a curated record. NCBI's taxonomy places the organism in Eukaryota, Metazoa, Chordata, Actinopteri, Syngnathiformes, Syngnathidae.